AUGGCCACCAACAAUCCUCUUGCAGAUAUGGCCCCCUCAAAAAGAUCCAUUUCUUCGAAAACAUUCUGUAUAGCUGGUAUCAACACCGAUGUGUUCGGUCUAGACGAAGUCUCCCCAGCCACAAAAUCGGUAUCAUGCCUCUGGCUGCUUCAUCCUCGACUUCAAACGAAAGAGAUCAUGGCUAGUGUGGCAGACAGCUGUAUUAAUGACUGGAACCGACGGCCAGCAUCUGAGAGAACUGUUGGUCUCAUUGCUGUGGCAUUUGAUCAGAGAAACCAUGGAGGUCGGAAAAUCCAUGCAUUAGCGAACGAAUCCUGUAAGUAA
This is a messenger RNA of Cadophora gregata, 324 nucleotides long. RefSeq lists its product as uncharacterized. The transcript has a single exon. NCBI's taxonomy places the organism in Eukaryota, Fungi, Ascomycota, Leotiomycetes, Helotiales, Ploettnerulaceae. The record is from RefSeq and is a predicted model, not a curated record. Bases 1 to 324 code for a protein of 107 amino acids.